Messenger RNA from Mytilus trossulus (common blue mussel), 5388 nucleotides. RefSeq names its product serine/threonine-protein phosphatase 6 regulatory ankyrin repeat subunit B-like. Gene Ontology annotation, molecular function: protein binding. The record is from RefSeq and is a predicted model, not a curated record. The coding region runs from base 1 to 5388 and encodes 1795 amino acids. The transcript is spliced from 2 exons. NCBI's taxonomy places the organism in Eukaryota, Metazoa, Mollusca, Bivalvia, Mytilida, Mytilidae.
AUGACGAACAGUUGUGUAACAAUUACUGCUAGCUCUGGUGUAGGGAAAACAGCCACUCUUCGACAUGUAGCUUUAAAGAUGUCCAAUGAGGGAUAUGAUGUUUUGCUUAUAACAGAUCCCGGUGACAUUGUCAAAUUUUACAAUCCAAACCAGAAAACAUUAUUUGUUAUUGAUGAUUUGUGUGGAAACUAUUCUUUAAACCAUACUGACAUAAAAAUUUGGGAACCUUUCAUAGAACGGUUAAAAGUGAUACUUCAAAAACAAGCUGCAAAAGUUAUUGCUGCAUGCCGUUUACAGCUGUACCAAGAUUAUAAGUUUGAAUCGUUAUCCAUUUUCAAGUCCUGUGUGUGUAACCUUUUAUCAGAAAAAAUGAGUUUGUCAAAAACUGAAAAACACAUGAUAGCUGAGUUAUAUCUUAAAAGUGAAGCUCCUAAAAUUUCUGAAUUUUAUGAUCUAUAUGAUUGUUUUCCACUAAUAUGCAAACUAUAUCAUGAUAAACCUAAUUUGAAUAUUACACAUUUUUUCCAAAACCCAUUUUCAGUUUAUGAAGCAGAGAUUGAGAUACUACAAAAGAAAGGAUGUUUUGCAAAGUACGGGGCUUUGGCCAUAUGCAUUAUGUUUAACAACAGAUUGCAGGAUAGAUUUCUGACAGAAGACGUGGAUAUCAAAACAAGAAUUAUUUUUGAGAACACUUGUGAGGCAUGUCGAUUAGAAAGAGGAACAUCAAGACUACUUCUAAAAGAUGAACUUGAUUCACUCAUAGACACAUUCAUAAAGAAAGAAGGAAAUGAAUACAAAAUUAUUCAUGAUAAAGUAUUUGACUUUCUUACCUUUCAUUUUGGACAUAAAAUAAUGCAAUGCUUAAUUAAGAAUGCUGACAGUGGUUUGAUUAUGGAAAGAUUUUUAUUAGAAAGACAGAAUGAUAUGGAUCAGUUUAUUAUAAUUGUGCCUCCCAAAUAUCAUCAAAUGUACAUAGAAAGAAUGAUAGAGGAUUGGUCAAAGGGUAUAGUGAAUGAUGUAUUCUGUAAUAUUAAUAUGACAAUUCCAGCCUUUCGACAUUUUUUUCUUUCUCAAUUGGAUCAACUUAAUACAUCCUAUCAGAGACAAUUAGCACACAUUAAUGAUUUACAUAACAAUAAUAAUGCGCUAUUGAUGUCUUGUUUUUAUGGUGAUAUUCCAAUCAUUAAUUGGUGUUUAAAAUAUUGUGUUGAUAUUAAUCAACAUGGUAAUAAUAAUUCAACACCAUUGCUUGAGGCUGCUGGUGAAGGACACACAGAAAUAGUUACAAUGUUAUUAGAAAGAGAAACAGAUGUUAAUAAAAGAGACAAAGACGGAUGGUCACCACUAAUGAGUGCUUGUGAAAAAGGACACACUGAAAUAUCAAAUAUUUUGUUAGAGAAAGGAGCAGAUGUCAAUAGAUGUGACAAUUAUGAUUGGUCUUCUGUAAUGUUUGCUUGUUACAAUGGACAUACAGAAAUAGUUAAGAUGUUGCUAGACAAAGGAGCAUAUUGUGAUGAAUGCAACAACGCUGGUUGGUCACCUCUAAUGUGUGCAUGUUACAACGGAUAUGCUAAAAUAGUAAAAAUGUUGUUGGACAAAGGGGUAGAUUAUAAUACUUGUUCAAUAGAUGGUUCGUCACCUGUAAUGUGUUCUUGUAUCAACGGACACACAGAAAUAGUUAAGAUGUUGUUGAAUAAAGGCGUUAUUUACAAUAAAUGCGAUAGAGAUGGUAUGUCACCUGUAAUGUGUUCUUGUAAUAAUGGACAUACAGCAAUAGUGAAAAUGUUAUUAGAUAGAGGAGUAAAUUAUGAUACAUGUGACAACAAUGAUUUCUCACCUUUAAUGUUUGCUUGUAGCAGCGGACAUACAGAAAUAGUAAAGUUAUUGUUAAAUAAAGGAGCCGAUUUUAAUAUAUGUAAUAUUAAUGGUUGUUCACCUAUGGUGUCUGCAUGUAACAACGGAAACACGAAAAUUGUCGAGAUCUUGUUGGACAAAGGAGCCGAUUAUAGCAAAUGUGACAACAACAAUUGGGCACCUAUUACGUAUGCCUGUUAUAACGGACACAAUGAAAUACUCAAAAUGCUGUUAGACAAAGGAGCAGAUAUAAAUAAAUGUACCAGUAAUGGUUGUUCACCUGUUAUGUUUGCUUGUAACAACGGAAACACAGACAUGGUGGCGAUGUUGUUAGAGAAAGGAGCAAAUUAUAAUAAAUGUAACAAAAAAGGUGUGUCUCCUUUAUUGGUUGCUUGUUACAAUGGACAUACCGUAAUAGUUAAUAUGUUGGUAGACAGAGGAGUAGAUUUUGAUAAAUGUAGACAUAAUGGUUGGUCACCUAUUAUGUGUGCUUGUUACAACGGUUAUUCUGAAAUAGUAAAACUGUUGUUGAAAAUUGGAUCAGAUUAUAAUAAAUGUAACAAUCUGGGUUUGUCAUCAUUGAUGUGUGCUUGUGACAAUGGACAUUCACACAUAGUGAGGAUUUUACUGGACAAAGGUGCAGAUUACAAUACAUGUUCUAAAGAUGGCUCGUCACCUUUAAUAUGUGCUUGUAAAAUAGGACACACAGAAAUUGUAAAGAUGUUGUUGGACAAAGGAGCAUUCUAUAAUAAAUGUAGCAACAAUGGGAUGUCACCGUUAUUAUAUGCGUGUAACAGUGGAAAUUCUGAAAUAGUCAAGAUGAUGUUAGACAAGGGGGCAGAUUAUACUAGAUGUGACAACAAUGAUUGGUCACCUGUAAUGAGUGCGUGUAUAAACGGACAUAUAGAAAUAGUUAAAAUGUUGUUACACAUAGAAUCAGAUUAUAAUAAAAGUGACAAAAAUGGUUCGUCACCUUUAAUGUGUGCUUGUUACAAAGGACACACAGAAAUUGUAAAGAUGUUGUUGGACAAAGGAGCAUUCUAUAAUAAAUGUAGCAACAAUGGGAUGUCACCAGUAUUAUGUGCUUUUAACACAGGAAAUACUGAAAUAGUCAAGAUGUUGUUAGACAUAGGAGCAGAUUAUAAUACAUUUGACCACAAUGAUUUGUCACCUUUACUGAUUGCGUGUAACAACGGACAUAUAGAACUAGUUAAAAUGUUGUUCGACAUGAACAUAGGAUUAGAUUAUAAUAAAAGUGAAAAAAAUGGUUGGUCACCUUUAAUGUGUGCUUGUUACAUAGGACACGCAGAAAUCGUAAGGAUGUUAUUGGACAAAGGAGCAUUCUAUAAUAAAUGUAGCAACAAUGGGAUGUCACCAGUAUUAUGUGCGUGUAACAGUGGAAAUGCAGAAAUAGUCAAGAUGCUGUUAGACAGAGGAGCAGAUUAUACAAAAUGUAACAACAAUUCCUGGUCACCAUUAAUGUACGGUUGUGCCAUGGGACAUACAGAAAUAGCAAGAAUAUUGGUAGACAAAGGAGCGGAUUACAAUAGUCAUGAUAUUUAUGGUUGGUCCCCUCUUAUGAGUGCUUGUAACAAUGGACAUUCAGAAAUAGUUAAAAUGCUGCUUGACAAAGGAGCAGAUUGUAAUAAAUUUAAUAAUAAUGGUUGGACACCUUUGGUGAGCGCUUGUAACAAUGGACAUACAGAAAUAGUUAAAAUGUUGCUAGACAAAGGAGCAGAUUCUAAAAUAUUUAACAACAAUAUUUGGUCAUCUGUGAUGAUUUCAAAUUACACCGUAAAAACAGACAAUAACUUGUCACCUGUUUCCUAUGUUCCUAAUAAAGGAUACACAGAAAUAGUUAGUAUAUUGUUAGACAAAGGUGCAGAUUAUAAUACAUGUUGCAACAACGGCUGGUCGCCUGUAUUGUUUGCUUGUUAUAAUGGUCUUGACGAAAUAGUGCAAUUGUUAUUAAAAAGAGGAGCAGAUUAUAAUAAACGUAACAACGAUAAUUUGUCACCUAUAAAGUGCGCUUGUAACCGUGGGCAUGAAAAAAUUGUGAGAAUGCUGUUAGUCAAAGGAGAAGAUUAUGAUAAAUGUGACAAUAUUGAUUGGUCAUAUGUAAUGAUGACUGGCAAAUAUGAUCAUACAGAUAAAAUACAAAAGUUGUUAGACAAUGCAGAAUAUUAUGAUGAAUGUAACAAUUAUACGCGGUCACCUAUAAUAUGUGCUUGUCACAGAAGACAUAAAAAACGAGCAGGUUUGCUGUUGGACGCAGAAGCAGAUUCUAAUACAUGUAGCCACUACGGUUGGUCUCCUGUAAUGCAUGCUUGUAACGAAGGACACGUAGAAAUUGUUAAGAAUUUGUUGGACAAAGGAGCAGAUUAUAAUAAAUGUGACAUCAAUGAGCGGUCGCCUCUAAUGUGCGCUUGUUAUGUAGGGCAUACAGAUAUAGUUCAGAUUUUGUUAAACAAAGGAGUAGAUUAUAAUAAAUGUGACAACAAUAAUGUGUCACCUCUAAUGUGGUCGUGUAACAAAGGACAUACAGAUAUAGUGAAGAUGUUAUUAUAUAAAGGAGCAGAUUUACAUAAAUGUGACAACAAUGACUGGUCACCUAUUAUGUAUGCUUGUAACAAAGGACAUCGAGAAGCAGUAAAGUUUUUUUUAGACAGAGGAGCCGACUUUGAUAAAUGUAACAUUAAUGGUUGGUCUCCUAUAAUGUUUGCUUGUUACAACGGAAACACUGAAAUUGUAAAGAUGUUGUUGGACAAAGGAGCAAAUUAUAUUAAAUGCAACAAAAAAGGUGUGUCACCUUUUAUGCUGGCUUGUAACAAAGGACAUACAGAAAUAGUCAAGAUAUUUUUGAACAGAGGAGUAGAUUAUGAUAAAUGUAACAAAAAAGGUGUGUCACCUAUAAUGGUUGCGUGUUACAACGGACAUGUAGACAUAAUGUUUAUGUUGUUAGACAGAGGGGCAGAUUUUAAUAAAUGUAGAAAAAAUGGUUGGUCACUCAUAUUGUUUGCUUGCGGCAAAGGAUAUACAGAAAUAGUUAAGAUAUUGUUAGAUAAUGGAGUAGAUUAUAAUAAAUGUAGCAACAAUGGUUUGUCACCUAUCAUGAAUGCUUGUGACAAAGGGCAUACAGAAAUAGUAGUUAUGCUGUUGGAAAAAUGCGUAGAUUAUAGAAAAUGUAACAAAGAUGGUGUAUCGGUUUUAAUGUUUGCUUGUAACAGAGGAAAUACACGAAUAGUUAAAAUAUUGUUGGACAGAGGAGUCAAUUGCAAUAAAUAUGAUAAUGUUGGCUGGUCACCUAUUACUAAAGCUUGUGCAAAAGGAUAUACAGAAAUUGUAAAGGUGUUGAUAGACAGAGGGGUAGAUUAUAAUAAAUGUGAUCGUAAUGGUUGGUCACCUUUAAUGAUUGCUUGUAAUAAUGGAUAUAUACCCAGUCAACAGACUAACAGUGGGCCAACGUUGAGUCGGUCAGAAAAAAAACAUAGCUGUAAAGAGUCUUCGGAUAAGGAGAUAGAUGAUGCAGCUUAA